Ceratina calcarata is the source of this 1883-nucleotide messenger RNA. RefSeq names its product eukaryotic translation initiation factor 3 subunit d1 (gene eIF3d1). Gene Ontology annotation, biological process: translational initiation. Bases 72 to 1760 code for a protein of 562 amino acids. The transcript has 3 exons. Gene Ontology annotation, molecular function: translation initiation factor activity. The record is from RefSeq and is a predicted model, not a curated record. Gene Ontology annotation, cellular component: eukaryotic translation initiation factor 3 complex; cytoplasm. Lineage: Eukaryota; Metazoa; Arthropoda; Insecta; Hymenoptera; Apidae.
UGCUAAUGGCGGUCUUUCCGGCAAGCAGGCGGUGCCACCGUGUCUGACUUCGUUCGUAUUGAAAGUACAGAAUGACGGACGACGUGGUUGUUCUGGAGGAUACUGUUCAGAAAGAGGAAAAAGUUCCUCAUUUUCAACCGCCCGUGGUCCAGCAUAAUCCAGACGGAUGGGGUCCUUGUGAAUUACCCGAUCAAUUCAAGGAUAUACCGUACCAACCAUUCUCGAAGGGCGACAGGUUGGGAAAGAUAUCUGACUGGACCACUCCAGCUUUCCAAGAUAAGAAAUUUCCUAACAAAUAUACAUCACAAUUUGGAUCAGGCAGUCAAUAUGCAUAUUACCAUGAUGAAGAUGAAACAACCUUCCACUUGGUCGAUACGACUCGUGUGCAGAAGCCGCCUUAUCAACGUGGCGGUCGUUUCAGACACAAUCAAAGGAAUAUGCGAGGUCGUGGAGGCCAACGCGGUGCGAUGAAUCAGAUGCAGCAGCUUGGCAAAUUGAAACUCCGUGAGAGAGAUCGUAAAGGGCAAACUAAACGAUGGGGUAGACAGCAAGGUCUACGGAAUCAUAAGAAUCAGCCGCCGAUUAAAAUCCGUGACGCGUCUGUCACUGUCAGGCCUGAUUGGGUGACUAUCGAAGAAAUGGACUUCCCACGCUUGGCAAAACUGUCUUUACCUGGUGUAAAAGACGGAGAGGACAUCUUGUGCUGCGGCUCUCUUGAAUACUAUGAUAAAACUUACGACAGAGUGAAUGUCAAGAAUGAAAAGCCACUGCAAAGGAUCGAUCGAAUUUUCCAUACUGUUACAACUACCGACGAUCCUAUUAUUCGCAAGCUUUCGAAGACCGAAGGAAACGUUUACGCAACGGACGCAAUUUUGGCAACGAUAAUGUGCUGCACGCGCAGCAAUUAUUCUUGGGAUAUAGUGAUUGAGAAAAUCGGAGAUAAAUUGUUCUUCGACAAGCGAGACAACACGGAGUUCGAUCUUCUCACCGUGAACGAGACCAGCGUCGAGCCUCCACAGGACGACGGGAAUUCAUUAAACUCGCCUAGGAAUUUAGCUUUAGAAGCUACGUUCAUUAAUCACAAUUUCUCCCAGCAAGUGUUGAAAUCCAACGAACCUAGAUAUAAAUUCGAGGAAGGGAAUCCGUUCAUCGCCGAGGAAGAGGAGGGCGAUGUUGCCAGCGUCGCGUAUCGUUACAGAAAAUGGGAUUUGAACAACGGAAUAGUUCUCGUCACGAGAUGCGAACACGACGCCGUGAUGCAAGGGCCUAAUAACGAGAUUCAAUUCCUGACGAUCAAAGCUCUGAACGAAUGGGAUUCGAAACUGGCUAACGGCGUUGAAUGGAGGCAGAAAUUAGAUACUCAACGCGGUGCGGUAUUGGCAAACGAGCUGCGCAAUAACGCCUGCAAGUUAGCUAAGUGGACUGUCCAGGCGUUGUUAGCUGGUUCGGAUCAAUUGAAAUUUGGAUACGUUUCUAGAGCAAUGGUCAGAGACUCUAGCAAACACGUUAUUCUGGGCACGCAGCAGUAUAAGCCGAAUGAAUUCGCAACGCAGAUCAAUCUCAACAUGGACAAUGCGUGGGGUAUUUUACGAUGCAUCAUCGACAUUUGUAUGAAACAAAAGGAUGGGAAAUAUCUGAUUAUGAAGGAUCCGAAUAAGCCGAUGAUAAGAUUGUACGAUAUUCCGGAUAAUACAUUUGAAAGUGAAGGCGAGGAGGACGACGACGACGACGAACCUGUUAAUGAUGCAUUUCAGAGUUAAUAGUGUAAAAUUCUCUUGAACUUCACUCGAUUAUUAUUAUUGUGAAAGUCACUGAUUUGUACCAUGGUCAUAACGCAUUAUAAAAUAAAAAUAAAGUGGCGUAAUAAACAAAUUUCAACUCAA